Spodoptera exigua (beet armyworm) is the source of this 1394-nucleotide messenger RNA. The record is from the annotation of a GenBank genome assembly. Lineage: Eukaryota; Metazoa; Arthropoda; Insecta; Lepidoptera; Noctuidae.
AUUAAAGUGAUAAAAUAUACUUUAAAGAACGUGGAUUUAAAACUCUAAAUAAGAUUUUAUAUAAUUCAACAAGUGGAAAGUUCUAAAAAACUAUCAUGUCGACAACAAACACAACAGUGCAAAAUCAAGCCAAAACCAGCACGACUACGCCUGCUAAACCUCAAAAAACGUAUGGAAAGAUUGUUCUCACGUUGUAUAACUGCCUCCUACCAGAAAAUGUAUUCAAGGAAACGCCCUCACAGACUGACGGCCUUGAUGUUGAAACUGAGACAGACCUCCGUAUCCUCGGGUGUGAGAUGAUACAAACCGCUGGGAUCCUUCUGAAGUUGCCACAAGUUGCCAUGGCGACCGGACAGAUCUACCUCCAACGGUUCUAUUAUUCCAAAUCAUUCGUCAGAUAUCCUAUGGAAACUAUGGCAAUGGGUAGCAUUUAUUUAGCGUCUAAAGUUGAAGAAAAGCCGUGUAGAAUACGUGAUGUGAUUAACGUUUUCCAUCAUAUCAAGCAAGUGAGAGCCCAGAAAAAUAUAUCUCCCUUGAUUGUUGAUCAAAAUUAUAUUGAAUUAAAAAACCAAGUCAUUAAGGCUGAGCGGAGAAUUCUUAAGGAACUUGGCUUCUGUGUGCAUGUGAAACAUCCACACAAACUUAUUGUAGUAUAUCUUCAGCUGCUGCAGUAUGAAAAGAACCGCCAGCUAAUGCAGAUGGCAUGGAAUUACAUGAAUGAUGCUCUGCGCACUGACGUCUUCAUGAGAUUCCCACCCGAGACUAUUGCUUGUGCUUGCAUAUAUUUAACUGCACGCAAGAUUGGCCUCCCUCUUCCUAACAACCCACACUGGUUCCUGUUAUUUAAAGUAUCAGAAGAAGACAUCAGGGAAGUCUGUGUUCGCAUCCUACAACUGUACAAGAGGCCUAAAGUAAAUCCAGAAGAACUGGAGAGUAAAGUUGACUUGUUACGGAAGGUGUACCAAGCAAACAAGCACAUUCAAGCUCAGAAGGAUCGGGAGAGCAAAGCUGAAGAGAAGAAGGUAGAAUCUCCUACUGCAUCAACAUCUAAGGAGACAAGUAGAAGGGAUUCUAAAAAAGACAAGUCACCGAAGACUCCUCCCCUGUCUUCUAAAUACCACAGCAGUCAUAAGUCAAAGAAGGAGCACAGAUCCCGUUCUCCAUAUGAACGUAAAAGGGAAUAUUCAACAAGCAGCAGUAAAAGACACAAGUCUCGUUCCAGGGAUAGGGAGUUAGACCGUUCUCGUGAACGUAGUAGGAUGGAUGACAAACGUGGCAGGGGUAUGUCACGGAAAUAUGAUGACUAUGAUAGAUCUAAAUCUAGCAGGGAUAGUAGGGAUGACAAGAGGAAGCAUUAGACUGUAUCUAGUUUUAAUAUACCUACUACAUCAAGU